This is a messenger RNA of Chelmon rostratus (copperband butterflyfish), 4986 nucleotides long. It is a transcript of the gene sgcd, whose product is annotated as sarcoglycan, delta (dystrophin-associated glycoprotein). Gene Ontology annotation, cellular component: sarcolemma; sarcoglycan complex. The coding region runs from base 267 to 1148 and encodes 293 amino acids. The transcript has 8 exons. The record is from RefSeq and is a predicted model, not a curated record. Gene Ontology annotation, biological process: heart contraction; cardiac muscle tissue development. Lineage: Eukaryota; Metazoa; Chordata; Actinopteri; Chaetodontiformes; Chaetodontidae.
AGGGACUCGGCCAAAAGAGGCGGGGAGCAGUUUGUUAUUGGAAAAGCUGAGAAGAGAGCAAGGCAGCGGGGAGGGGAGAGAGGGAGAGAGGUGGCUGCCUGACUUUGACUUGGUCAGUGAAGGCCUCAUGCAGCUUCUUACCAGCAACUUUUCAUCUGCCUGACGCCUCAACUUUUAACAGAGCUCACCGGGAGCCCAGAACAGAGGGCAAGGAAGGAGAGGGACAAAGAGGAAACAGGAAGGAAAAGAGAGACAGAGGAGAAACCAUGAUGACCCAAGAACAGUGCACUCAUAGGAACAAUGUCCAGAGUUCAGAGAAACCACAAGUGUACAAAGUGGGAAUAUACGGCUGGAGGAAACGCUGCCUUUACUUCUUCGUCCUGCUGCUGAUGAUCCUGAUCCUGAUCAACUUGGCACUAACUAUCUGGAUCCUCAAGGUCAUGAACUUCACCAUAGACGGCAUGGGCAACCUCAGAAUAACAGAGAAGGGCCUGAAACUGGAAGGGGACUCUGAGUUCCUCAAACCCCUCUAUGCCAAAGAAAUCCAGUCCAAACCAGGCCGCCCGCUGUUCCUGCAGUCCUCCAGAAACGUGUCGGUCAACAUCGUCAACAGCAACAACCAGCUGCUCACACAGCUUGUAACAGGAUCCAGUGGAUUUAAAGCACGAGGCAAGAUGUUUGAAGUCAAAUCCACCUCCGGGAAGCUGCUCUUCUCCGCCGACGAGCAGGAGGUGGUGGUGGGCGCCGAGAGGCUCCGAGUGAUGGGGGCCGAAGGGGCCGUGUUCAGCAAAUCGGUGGAGACGCCACACGUCAGGGCCGAGCCGUUCAAAGAGCUGAGGCUGGAGUCUCCCACCCGCUCCCUGCUGAUGGAGGCUCCUAAAGGCAUCCAGAUCCUGGCUGAGGCUGGAGACAUCCAGGCCAUCUGCAGGAACGAGCUGCGCCUGGAGUCCAAAGACGGAGAGAUCUCUCUGGAUGCCCGAAGGAUUCGCCUGAUGCGGCUGCCGGAGGGGAAGGCCUCCGCCAGCUCCUCGUCCUCUGGGACUAGGCAGACUGUCUACGAGGUUUGCGUUUGCCCCAACGGGAGGCUUUUCCUGUCCCAGGCCGGCACCGGAUCCACCUGCCAGAUCAGCCAAAAUAUCUGCCUCUAGGACUGACACAUACAAAUAUAAAUAAAUACACAGAUACCCUGAAAGAAAGACGGGCAGAAACAGACAGAUGUACACAUAUUGCCUGCCUCUAGAGCUGAUUCACAGCAAACACUACAUACAAAGACUGCCAGAGCUGAUGGAAAUAUAAACAAUCAUAGAUACUGUACUUAUACAGACACACUGAUGUAUACACUUUACAAUCACACACACUCAGACUGACAUGUAGGCUCAACCGAUAUGUUUCAACAGGCCAAUACCCAAAAUUUUGGAUUGGAGCUGGUGACAGCUGAUAUUUUUGCCGAUAUUUCAACGCUGAAGAAAUAUUUUCUCCCUUAAUUUUAUAUGUCUCAAGUGUAAAAGCCUUUUAAAACAGCAUCCAGAGCAUCGUGGGACACUAAAACUCUCUCUAAGAUCUUUGUACUUACAGUACAGCUGGAGUUACAAGGCUUUUAAACUAAAUUACAGGAAUAAAAGAAAAAAGAAAAAUGUGUUGCAUUGCAGGUUUUAACAACUUUUUAAUACAGCUGAGGUCAGAAAGGAACCUUCAUCUCCAUCGUUUUGAGAAUACAGGACACUGACUGGCUGAUAUACUAAUAUAUCGGUAAUAUAUCGGUCUGACCCUAACAGUCGUACAUGCUAUUUAUUAAUAGCGUACACACAGAGAUGCGCACACUAGCUUACAGACAUGCAUACAUAUUUGAACAUGGUGUACACACACACACACACACACACACACACACACACACACAUUCUGGUAGAAACUGAAAGGAAAAUCUCCAGAGAUUUACUAGAAGAGACACUGAUCUGUUCCCUUUCUCCCUCAAGAGCAUUUCAGUACCAGAAUCACUAGGGUGAUCACCCAUGACAACAGCCUCUCCCCUGCAAUUCUUCUUCUCCUUUUUCCUCAUCUUCUCUUUUUCCUUCUGCGAUUGUUCCCCCAGCGGAGAUGAUGAAGGCAUUUCUGCUUUUCCUGUUAAUUUUAAAGCCACAUAGGCACGCUAACAAGCACUUCAUCUCAAUUGUGCACAUGAAUUGUGUCAGGGUGUAAGAGGGUUUAAUAAACAUGAGGACUUGGCAUGGAUGCAUUAUAGAAGCUGGAUACCAGAGUCCAGAAUAGCACCCACUCACCUGAAUGAAUUAAAAUUGCUCAAGCCAAAAAUGUUUCCGAGCUCACCGGUCAGCUCGGCUCUUUGGGACGAUGUCACUCCCAGUUAAAAUGUCUUUCGACGUUUUGCAAAUAUAAAACCUUCAUGGAUUGAAAUUUAUAACACAGAGUGAUAACUGCAAUUUGAGGUGUCCUGUUAAAAAGUUUCACAGACCUCUUUUAUAAUGGUGGCAGAUGGGGAAAAUGCUGUUUUGGGCAUCUGGGGAGUUUUUAGUUGCAGUACCGUAAGUGGCCACUGGGACAAAUCGUCCGGAUCCAGCUCUCAAAUACAUCCAUGGGAUUGGAACAUUUUCUUAUGCAGACAUAUCAUAAACAGCCAUUUCAGUCAGAACACAGAUGUGUUUGUGCUAUAUACAGUGUGUGUAUAUGCAUUAAGUGCUGUUAGUGUGCCUAUGCGACAAUACAUUAACCACAUUCUGGUUUUGGGGGGGGAUUUUCAUUCAAAAGGCAGACAGACAGAAAGACCUUCUUUGCUGAGGCCCUCCCUAAAUUGAAAUUGCAGUAAAGUUGCAAACUAGUCCACAAAAUAUUCAGCCCAUGUGAUCUUUACUACAAUCUGUCCAGAGUGUAUCAUGACAAACUAUGAUCCAUGCCAUGCUCCCAUCUUAACCCAGGAAAAAUCAUUUCAGUUAGCUUUCCAGUGCUAGCAGCUAGCAGCUCAUUUUGAUUUAAAGUGGAGAGACGUCGCCUCUAACACUUCCUGUGAUGUGAUGUGAAAAGUGCUGCAACACAAACCUCAACCUCUCAACCACUGGUCUGUUUGAUGGUUUUUCUAUCUUUAAUGAGAUUUUUUUUUUUAAUGUAAUCCUUAGAUUUUUAACUGAAUGGAAAGCUGUUUUUAAUUUCACAUACUGACUGUCAGUGUUUGCCUGCAAAAAUCCCGUCCAUGUCUCUUCCUGCCAAAACAGCAUCCCCCUCCUACCACCCUGACGAUGAAGGAAGUUGUGAACACUGUUAUAACCGAACAGAACAUAAAUUUAAGCUGCUCGAACCUCGGCGGUGGUCACCCUACUCGUUUCUUGCACUGGGACAUUUUUAAACAAAAGGACAUGAAAACAAACUAACGCGAGCCACUCUGUUGAAAGAGGGGAACUGUGCCUGUGCCUUAUGUCGAUGCACUUGUGGCAAGAAGAAGCACAUCACACAGACUUUCUUUGGCAUCAACAAGUAACAUGAUCUCUGAUUUCAGUUCAGUUUCGUCCCAUCUCUCCUUCUGUGUGAAUGCAAAGACCUUCAGCCACAUCUGACCGUAGCGCCCCCUGCUGUCCACACCUGACUCCGCAAAAGGAUGAGGCGUUUUUCCUUUUCCCCAGUGUGGGACGAUGCUUUUGCUUCUUUGCUUUUGAUGAUCAUUUAUUCUGUGUGAAAACAUGUAUGUGUGCUCCUGUUGAUGUGAUCCUGUCGAGUUUAACAGGCAGAUUACGCCACUAAUGGGUCUGAUUUCCACUUCUUAUCACAAACCUGCAUGUUACCACACAAGAUCAUUAUGUCUUUCCACACCUGUGUCUUUUGUCACCUGGACAGGAUCAAAUCUUGUGACCUAAGAUGUUCAAAGCAUGUUGAUUUGUACCCUGUGAACUACAUUAGCUGUAUUAGCUGAAGACCAGUUUGGCUAGACCACUUCUUUCUUUUCUUAUAUUUUUUGAUAUCAAUCAUUAAUAUCAAUGCAACCACACUGUAGCUGCCAUGCGCAGAUAUUACAGAAAGCGGAACUACUUUAAAAAAUCAUUGGAAAAAGACGCAAAAACGUGAUUGUCAUUAACUGUUUUGCAGGAUCGUCUAGCUGCAAUGUUCUUAUCUGGCGAUACAGUUGAAUUUGUAAAAGCACCAGAUUUUGACCUUUUAAGGUGCAAUAACUUGAAAAGACGUAAGACCUUGUGUGGUAGCAUCAGCAAGAAACCAGACCCGCUUGCCAAGUGGCCUGUGAUGACUCCUGAACGUGCUCAUAGUUGCGUAUUUAUCUCUUACGUUGUUUAAAGCGUCGCAUCCUUUUCAAGAGUCAGGUGUACCAACCCUCUCACUGUCUCUCAGCUUCUCUGUCUAUAUUAGAGGACUUUCGGAAAUAUUUCACAACAAAAUGGAACCUAUCUGAUGUAUUUGUUUUUUGAAUACGUGUACAAGAGGGAAAUACAAAUUUUUAUACGGUUGUAUAUGUAAAUAAUGUAUACCUAACCGCGUCGGUGAGCAUCAGAUGAUACACGUCGACGGAAGAGGAACACUGCUCUUUUGCAAAAAGGAAAUCCUUUUUAUAAUGUACAUCAGUAUGUGUUUUUAUACUAAAAUGGCAAAAAAAAAAAAAAAAAUAACGUUAAAGGAUAUUCAUUGAGUUAGCAUGUACAGCGAUGUAUACAAUGUUCGCCUGUGGAGAACAAGCAGGUUUUGUUUUUUAUGCCUUCUCCCUCCUGUACUCGCCUCGGCUGCUGGGCUCAGAUGUUGCGCACGAACACAAACCUGCUUUCUUCUCGUUUCGUUGCUGUUGUUGUUCUGUUGGGCCCGAGGUCUUUGCAUUCUCUCCCAGUGUGCUGUGUGUAAAUUUGUGCUACUACGAGUGAGCUUUUGUUUCGUUCACCUGCUCCGCAGAACCUGUUGAAUGCUUCUCAGAGAAGCAAACACAGAAACCAAAAGUAAGAAUUUAAAAAAAAAAAACAAAGGCAGAGAAGGAAAUGAUACACA